Tarenaya hassleriana is the source of this 1180-nucleotide messenger RNA. RefSeq names its product 2-hydroxy-6-oxononadienedioate/2-hydroxy-6-oxononatrienedioate hydrolase. The transcript is spliced from 5 exons. NCBI's taxonomy places the organism in Eukaryota, Viridiplantae, Streptophyta, Magnoliopsida, Brassicales, Cleomaceae. The record is from RefSeq and is a predicted model, not a curated record. Bases 85 to 999 code for a protein of 304 amino acids.
UCCACACUCAAUGUCAUUGAAAUCAAACCCAACUCUCUCUCUCUCUCUCUGCGUACUGACAGCAACUACGACAACGAAGAGAAUAUGUUGCCGCCGUACCUCAGCCCGACACGCUUCCUAGAAGUCUAUCUCCGCCGCAGCCUCACGGCGGCGGGGCUCACGCAGCGGACGGUGGCCAUCGGAGAAACCACCGUUCACUUGUGGGGCCCACCGCCGGAGAGUCGAUCGGAUAAGGAGAAACCGGCGUUGCUUCUCCUCCACGGCUUCGGCCCCUCCGCCGUGUGGCAGUGGCGGAGACAGGUCCAGGCCUUCUCCUCUUCCUUCCGCCUCUACCUCCCCGAUCUCGUCUUCUUCGGCCUCUCCUCCUCUUCCUCCCACCAACGCUCCGAGAUUUUCCAGGCGGAGUGCAUGGCGAAGGUGAUGGAGAAAGAAGGGGUGGAGAAAUUCCACGUAGUGGGGACGAGCUACGGUGGGAUCGUGGCGUACCACAUGGCGAGGCUGUAUCCGGACAAAGUGGAUAAGGUCGUGAUCGCCAGCUCCGGCAUCAACAUGCGGCGGAGCGAUAACUCCGAUCUCUUGAAAAGGGCCAGCUGCCGCCGCAUCGAGGAGCUCAUGCUGCCGUCCUCCGCCGCCGAUCUCCGCCGGCUCCUCGCCUUGGCCUCGUCCUCCCAAUCCCUCCAUAUGUUACCCGAUUUCAUAUGGAACGAUUUCAUCGAUAAAUUGUAUCGAGAGAAUAGAGAGAAGAAAGUAGAACUAUUGGAGAAUUUAACUCUGGGCAAAGAUGAGAAAUCGAAUGUGGCUUCUCUUUCUCAGGAGGUUUUAGUAAUUUGGGGAGAUCAAGAUCAGAUAUUUCCUGUAAAGAUGGCUUACGAGCUCAAAGAGAUUCUUGGACCGAAGACGAGGUUAGAAAUUAUUAAAGAUACAUCGCAUAUCCCCCAACUGGAACGAUCACAGGAGUUCAACGACGCCGUUUUGGAAUUCCUAAAUUCAAUGGAGUGAUCUUAUCCUUAUGCAUUGAUUUGGUCAUGAAACUUAAAGCAUGUAUUAUUAUUAAAUUAUGAUUCCAAUUUUGUUAAUAGGGUCUUGCGAGAAUCAAUAUGUUGUGGAGACACCUCCCAAAACAAGUAUUUAUUUCCUUAAUUCAAAAUUAAACCACUAGGUACCUAUGGACACUUUUUCA